Molecule: messenger RNA, 1661 nt
Organism: Lagenorhynchus albirostris (white-beaked dolphin)
Lineage: Eukaryota; Metazoa; Chordata; Mammalia; Artiodactyla; Delphinidae
Gene: PDK3
Product: pyruvate dehydrogenase kinase 3
Exons: 12
Coding region: 195-1442 (415 amino acids)
Biological process (GO): regulation of glucose metabolic process; protein phosphorylation
Cellular component (GO): mitochondrion
Molecular function (GO): pyruvate dehydrogenase (acetyl-transferring) kinase activity
Source: RefSeq, a predicted model, not a curated record
GGGCGGCCGGCCGGGGCACGGGAGCUGCUGGUGGUGCUGCUGGUGGUGCUGCGGCGGCUGCACCCGCGUCGCCGAGGCCGAGACGGAGGCCAGGGUGCGCGCUUGGCGAACUUGCCUAAUCCGCGCGGCUCGGCUCCACCGGCCUUUGCGGCCGCUUGAGCGUCUUGACUGGUCUCUGCGUUGCCCCGACGAGGAUGCGGCUGUUCCGGUGGCUGCUGAAGCAGCCGGUGCCCAAGCAGAUUGAGCGCUAUUCCCGCUUCUCGCCAUCGCCGCUCUCCAUCAAGCAGUUCCUGGACUUCGGGAGAGAUAAUGCAUGUGAGAAAACUUCAUAUAUGUUCCUACGAAAGGAGCUUCCUGUGCGCCUGGCUAACACAAUGAGAGAAGUUAAUCUUCUGCCGGAUAACUUGCUUAACCGCCCUUCGGUGGGAUUGGUUCAGAGUUGGUAUAUGCAGAGUUUUCUUGAACUUCUAGAAUAUGAAAAUAAGAGCCCUGAGGAUCCACACGUCUUGGAUAACUUUCUACAAGUUCUAAUUAAAGUCAGAAAUAGACACAAUGAUGUGGUUCCUACAAUGGCCCAAGGAGUGAUCGAGUACAAGGAGAAGUUUGGGUUUGAUCCGUUCAUUAGCAGUAACAUCCAGUAUUUUCUGGACCGGUUUUAUACCAACCGCAUCUCUUUCCGCAUGCUUAUUAACCAGCACACACUACUGUUCGGCGGUAACACCAAUCCUGCGCAUCCCAAACACAUAGGAAGUAUUGAUCCCACUUGCAACGUGGCUGAUGUUGUGAAAGAUGCAUAUGAAACUGCCAAGAUGCUUUGUGAACAGUAUUAUCUGGUAGCUCCAGAGCUGGAAGUUGAAGAAUUCAAUGCCAAAGCUCCAGACAAACCUAUUCAGGUAGUUUAUGUGCCCUCACAUCUGUUUCACAUGCUAUUUGAGUUGUUCAAGAACUCAAUGAGAGCGACAGUGGAACUAUAUGAAGAUAGAAAAGAGGGCUACCCAGCUGUUAAAACCCUUGUUACUCUGGGUAAAGAAGACUUAUCCAUUAAGAUAAGUGACCUAGGUGGUGGGGUCCCACUACGAAAAAUAGAUCGUCUUUUUAACUACAUGUAUUCAACUGCUCCGAGACCUAGCCUGGAGCCUACGAGAGCCGCGCCGCUGGCUGGAUUUGGUUACGGCUUGCCAAUUUCUCGUCUGUAUGCUAGAUAUUUUCAAGGAGAUCUAAAACUCUAUUCUAUGGAAGGCGUGGGUACUGAUGCUGUCAUUUAUUUGAAGGCUCUUUCAAGUGAAUCAUUUGAGAGACUUCCAGUUUUUAAUAAGUCCGCAUGGCGCCAUUACAAGACCACACCUGAAGCUGACGAUUGGAGCAAUCCCAGCAGUGAACCCAGGGAUGCUUCCAAAUACAAGGCGAAACAGGACAAGUUCAAGACUAACAGAACUUUGUAAAGAACUGAAUGCUUCGGUCCUCUCCAUGAAGAAAAGAUGGUCUUCUGCAAGUCACCCAGAAAGAACUCCUUUCCUCCACCAACUCUGCGUGUGGCACUAUAGUUAAUCCAGUGUUUGAAUGUGUAUUUGCUCUCUGUAUGAGGUGGACCUUUUCCACAGAAGUUUCCUGUAGCUACUUCAGAUCUUCCACUAAAGUAGUAACUUGAGUCAUUUUUCGUA